Catharus ustulatus (Swainson's thrush) is the source of this 2953-nucleotide messenger RNA. It is a transcript of the gene KERA, whose product is annotated as keratocan. The record is from RefSeq and is a predicted model, not a curated record. The coding region runs from base 196 to 1254 and encodes 352 amino acids. Gene Ontology annotation, molecular function: protein binding. Lineage: Eukaryota; Metazoa; Chordata; Aves; Passeriformes; Turdidae. The transcript is spliced from 3 exons.
CUAGAAGCAAUAGCUAAUAAGGUGUGCAUGGAAAUACAUCUGGGAAUACUAGUAUGUACUUCCAGUUUUAUAUGCUGCUAAUUCUUAGGAGGACAGGAAACAAACACAGUGGUUAGCAGCCAAAAGCGCUGAAUUUACAGGGAUUUCUAACUGGCUUCAGAUAGCUCCUGGAACUUGACUAACAAGGCAAACACCAUGAUUCUAAAAGUUUAUACAAGCCUUUGGCUCUUAUUCUUGGUCAAUUCUGUGUGGACUCGAUCUGUGAGACAAGUUUAUGAUGACCUGGAUCCUGACCAUUGGUCUCACUAUACUUCUGAGUGUCCACAGGAGUGCUUUUGUCCUCCCAGCUUCCCCAAUGCAUUAUACUGCGAUAAUAAAGGACUUAAGGAAAUACCUCCAAUUCCAGCGAGAAUUUGGUACCUCUAUCUUCAAAACAAUGAAAUUGAAACACUUUCAGAGAAGCCUUUUAUGAAUGCCACUCAUCUGAGAUGGAUAAAUCUGAACAAGAACAAGAUCACAAACAAUGGAAUUGAGAGUGGUGUGCUGAGCAAGCUGAAAAGACUGCUUUACUUAUUCCUGGAAGAUAAUGAAUUGGAAGAGGUGCCUGCCCCAUUACCAGUGGGUCUGGAGCAGCUAAGACUAGCUAAAAACAAAAUCUCCAAAAUCCCAGAAGGAGUCUUCAGCCACUUGGAAAACCUUACUAUGUUAGACCUGCACCAGAACAGUUUGUUGGACAGCGCUCUUCAAAGUGACACCUUCCAAGGACUCAACAACCUCAUGCAACUCAACAUAGCAAAAAACUCACUUAAGAAAAUGCCUCUAAGCAUUCCAGCUAAUACACUGCAGCUGUUUUUGGACAACAACUCCAUCGAAGUCAUACCAGAAAACUACUUCAGUGCCAUACCCAAAGUGACUUUCCUUAGGCUGAACUACAAUAAAUUAUCUGAUGAUGGUAUCCCCCCAAAUGGGUUUAACGUUUCAUCUAUUCUAGACCUACAGCUGUCUCACAAUCAGCUCACUAAAAUUCCACCAAUCAAUGCUCACCUUGAGCACCUUCAUCUUGAUCACAACAAAAUCAAAAGUGUCAAUGGCACUCAAAUAUGCCCAGUUUCCAUUGCCCUAGAGGAAGAUUAUGGUUAUUAUGGCAACAUCCCUCGGCUCCGAUACCUUCGUCUGGAUGGAAAUGAAAUUCAGCCUCCAAUCCCGUUGGACAUCAUGAUUUGUUUCCGACUACUUCAAGCUGUUGUUAUAUAAAGAUAUUGCAGUGUCACUCUUGUACUGCAGGAGUGCUAAGAUAUGAGUUUUGCUGGAAUGAAAUUUGUUCUAACUCAUAAAUCAAGAAGUACCAGCUUUAUUUGACUUUAUUUUUUUCUUUGCUUGUAUCUUUUCUAUGACUGAAAAAGUUUUUCUUUCAGAAAGGAUUUUGUAUGGACGUGAAACAUGUCCUUAAACUCAUAAUGUGAAUAUAUUGAAAAUCAUUGGUGUAAGAUCCCAAAUAUUCCAGAGAAAUUUCUUGCCUACUCCAUCUUUCUUGUCAAAUGUGACAAUGCCUACCCUACUAACAUUAUUCCUAUAGACAAGUUAUGUGUCCUUAUUUUGUUAUAUAGAAGCUAACACAAUCAAUUUGGGUGCAGUUGGUCAAAUGCAUACACUAAUAAAAUCAUGAGCUGCAUGAUUUCUAGUUAUCAGAACUGCUACUGGCAUUUCAGAUAGUGAGUCGUGGUGAACAACCACUGAACAUGCAAAUAACCCAUAAAUUGCUGUCAUCCUUUGAAGACUAAUACUUUUAAGGCAAAAAGUACAUGAGGCUUAACAUCCAAAGCACUAUACUGAAUAUAUAUCACUGUAGGGUUUCAUUCAGUGAUUUUCAGAACUGGUAUAAACUAAUCCAACUCAAAUCCAGGGGCAAGAUAACAUGAGAUGUAAUCUUGUUUUCUCAAAGGCCCAGUUUUCUUCUGUUUUAUUCAAUUUCUAGAUGUUUUUUCUGCAGUUUUGGGAUUGUCAUUGAAUAUUUGGUUAAUUUUAGUUUGCAGAGAGAUACAACCAAGAAUUGUAAUGAUUACAUAUUUCACAGACUAGGUACUUCAUAAAAAUUUGAAUUGCUAGUUAAUGCAACGGUGAUAAAGAGAAACAAGACAUACAUCCCCUCCCAAUUAUUUACUGAAGUAGGAAAACACUUGCGUAGUAAUUGUAUCAUUUAAGCAAAUACAAUCAACUCUGAGCAGUAUUCAUCUCCUAAUUCACAUACAUGCAAACAAUAAUACUGGAUUUUAUAGAAGUCCAGAUUAUUAGAACACAAUACAUUAGCAAUUCACAAGGGAGAUAUCAGAAGGAAACUUUUUAUGAAACAUGGUUGAUUUUAUCAAAUCUAGUUUAUUUUUUCUAUUUCAUAAUAUUGACAUUUCAAUAAAUUACUUCAAUAUUAGAGUGUACUAUUCACUGAGACAGUAUGACAUUUCUGCUACCCAGCACAACAGACUAUCCAUCAGUCAUUAUUUUAAUCUUCUUGCAUCUCUAGAUAGAAGCAAUUAGUUGCUCUAUCCAUCUAUUUCUAACAUUUUAAGACUGGCCUCAGUAGCAAGCAUUUAAAGACUAUGCACAUGGUACAAUUUUUGCUUUGCAGAUUAGGUAUUUUCUUAAAAGUAUACAUUUAAAAGUGUUGAGAACUGUAAUUUCUGACAGUCAAUCCUUUUUAACUGAAAAUCAGGCCUUAUUCUGCUCCAGAGAACUUGUGGAAAAAGCCUAGUAUAGAAACUCGGCAUAGGAAUAACCCAUUCAGAAAUCUGAUCUCUAAACCAUUUAUUUUUUGCUGUUCUUUUUAUGUGAUUCCUGAGAAAUUCCUGCCCCUCUAACAAAAGUAUUUUCUGUACCUCUGUGUUCACCCCAUAUAAAAAAAAACAACCAUAUUUAAAGAUUCUUUACAAUAUAUAUGCAUGUUUAGCUAUGUUCUUUA